AUGUCAUCAUCGCCUCGUUCUCUUCAUGACUGGCCAGAGCUGUUCACUCGAAUGUGCAGCUCCACUGUUUCUGCCGGUAUGCACUGCGUUACAUUCCAACCCACGCCUGGAACCCCCAACCAAGACCGAUUUGUCGCCCAGGAAUGGGAUUUGGAUGGUCGGCGAUGGAAAUUCCUUGCCGUCCUCGAUGGUACGAACAUGGUCUUCCCAUUUCCAUUGGAAGAUAUUGAUAAGAUCGAAGGAUUGAAGAAGAACUGCACGGGGUCGUUGAGCGAUACAAGGGGCGGUCCCGAAAAAAGAUAUACGAAGCGGGUACAAGAGAUCUUGAGCUGCCAGAUCUACUAUUUUGAUAAAGGAAUUGGUGAUGCCAUUGAGGAACUCUGCCCCGAUUCGUCAUUGCUCGACGACGAACAAGCCCGCAAUCUCGUGAAUACCACCAAGAAUGUGUUUCAAAGGGCAUUGUUUGCUGGAUUGGGUGAUUCCACUGUCGGACUGGCAUAUACUUCGCCGGAAGGAUAUGGCAAUGGAGAGAGGCUUCUGACCCUCCACAGCACGCACACACCGUUGGAAUACUUCACGAUUGUCAUGCGUCAUCCCACAACAGAGAAGACAACAAUCAUACAGGACGAAUGUCUAUUGGAUAUUGCCCUACCUACAUGA
Molecule: messenger RNA, 660 nt
Organism: Guyanagaster necrorhizus
Lineage: Eukaryota; Fungi; Basidiomycota; Agaricomycetes; Agaricales; Physalacriaceae
Exons: 4
Coding region: 1-660 (219 amino acids)
Source: RefSeq, a predicted model, not a curated record